Molecule: messenger RNA, 1082 nt
Organism: Trichoderma harzianum CBS 226.95
Lineage: Eukaryota; Fungi; Ascomycota; Sordariomycetes; Hypocreales; Hypocreaceae
Exons: 1
Coding region: 237-674 (145 amino acids)
Source: RefSeq, a predicted model, not a curated record
GAUGAGGCACAUCAACACGCGAAGGAACCAUCGUCGGUGGGUCUGGCUCAAUGUCAAGUGAUGCGCGAGGCUAACCGGGAAUAUUACCUGAUUGACGGAGUUGUGAUGUGCAUACGCGCGGAAUUAAUGGUGUAGGUCUAGAUGGUCCUUCAGAUUGCCGGUUUUGUGGGCGCCUUAAGUCGAUCCCAACUACAGUCUCCCAAGGCAGACGCAAUUCCAGGGGUUCUCGUUGGACAAUGGACAAUGGGGGGCAAUUCUACAAGCUAUCAGAAUGGACAUCAUUGUGGCUUUGUCGGGCGACGGAUCACGGCAGUGAGAAGAACCAAACCCAACAAAGCCCAAAGCAAAGCAAAGCAACAAAGAAAACCGCUCAACCACUGGGCGCAGUCGUUCUCGAUGGCAUAUCUUGUUCCAAGAUUGGAAACCGCCGAGUACGAGUAAAUGCUGCUCUUGGACAAAAGCAGAAGGUUUCUGGAAGGGCGGCGGCCGGAGCAAAUCACGCAGCAUGGCUUGGGUCGGGGUCGGGGGUUUCUGAAUGUGUUGACCCGGGUCUGAUGAUCAGCAGAGCAAAUCAGCGCUUGCUGGUGGCAUUUCAUCAUGCCGAACGAGCUAAAGGCAUGCUAAGCAGAAGCCAUUUCCUUCUGGGGGGGAGUGAUGAGAAAUCGGGCUUUUGACAUAAUUUGAGUUGAUGGGUUGAGCUAGAUUUGGGGGUUCUUUGUUCAAAAAAAUUUGUACCACGUGCAGAGCUGCAGCGGUGAGUGCUUUUUUGUCAUGCUUGUUUUUUGAUGCUUUUCACUUUACCAGAGAUGGCACAUUGCAGCGCUGUUACGGAGUUUGCCAAGACGACGUGCUGUGGCAGUGCUGGAGUCGGUAAAGAUUGAUGCAUGUUUCUUUGUGGAAAUGGCCCGGGGCGAUCUGGCCAGUAGAAUGUGGUCAAGCGUCGAUACGGAGAAUACGGGCGGUCUCUUUGGGUCAGCCAUGCUGCAGGAUCUGGAAGCUUGUUGUUGCGGUUGUCUUUGGCGAUCGUGCCCAAACUCCACCGAACGUGGCUUUGUUCUUAUUGUCCAUACUGUAUCCCGUCG